This is a messenger RNA of Triticum aestivum (bread wheat), 989 nucleotides long. Its product is annotated as putative invertase inhibitor. NCBI's taxonomy places the organism in Eukaryota, Viridiplantae, Streptophyta, Magnoliopsida, Poales, Poaceae. Gene Ontology annotation, molecular function: enzyme inhibitor activity. The transcript has a single exon. The record is from RefSeq and is a predicted model, not a curated record. Bases 55 to 615 code for a protein of 186 amino acids.
CACCAGACCUGAAACGUACGCAACGCAGGCGAAAACCAUCGGUCCAAGCCAACCAUGAGGCCGCUCGCCUACGUCUUCUUCCUCCUGCUCAUCUCAUCAACCUGCGAGUCCUCUACUACAUUAGAAGACACAUGCAAGUCCUUCGCCGCAGGCCACCCGUCCAUCGGCUACAACUACUGCGUCAAGACCUUCCACGCCGACAACGCGAGCGCCACCGCCGACGCGCGCGGCCUCGCCGCCAUCGCGGCAAAGAUCGCGGGGGCGGCGGCCAACGGCACGGCCAAACGCAUCGCCGCAUUGUGCGCCUCGGAGGAGGACGCGGGGAGGCGGGAGCGCCUCGGCGUGUGUGCGGAGGUGUACUCGGACGCCGUGGACCAGCUCGGCGAGGCCGCGAAAGACAUCGCCCGGGGCGAGGACAAGUCCACCCGGGACGCGCUGACGCAGCUCAGCGCGGCGCUGGACGCGCCCGGGACCUGCGAGGACGCGUUCGGCGAGGCCGACGACACGUCGCCGCUGGCCGCUGAGGACGCCGAGUUCAGGAAGCUGGCGACCAUCGCCCUCGGCAUCACGGCGUUGCUGUCACCUCCGCCAUCGGCACCCGGGAUUAGUGACUGAUAGCGCGUCCGUGUUGAGCAUGCUUAGCAUGGACAAGCAGGAUCAAAUAAGUUUUUCCGAUGAUUUCCGUUGCAAGUGCGUGGUUUUUAAUCUUUUCAUGCUUUCGUUUGGACGUGUUUGAUUGUGUGGUGAGUGCGCUGCAUGCCUCGCAUGCAGUGGUUUGAUCGAUGGUGGUGUGGUGGGCGAGUGGCCAGCUUGGAAUCUGCUCGCGCUUUUUUUGAUCUUUGAACGUGGGAUGUUAGUUAGUGCAUGUGUGUCGUGGAACGUUGAGUGGAAGGAAGGCAUGCUGCCUGCUGUAGGGCACCUUUGCCUUCCAAUCUCGGCAUAUCUUUUUUCUCCCCAUAGUUCAUGGACAUAUAUAUGGUUUUCAAUGU